Penicillium angulare is the source of this 1989-nucleotide messenger RNA. RefSeq lists its product as uncharacterized. Lineage: Eukaryota; Fungi; Ascomycota; Eurotiomycetes; Eurotiales; Aspergillaceae. The record is from RefSeq and is a predicted model, not a curated record. Gene Ontology annotation, cellular component: RNA polymerase I upstream activating factor complex. The coding region runs from base 1 to 1989 and encodes 662 amino acids. Gene Ontology annotation, biological process: nucleolar large rRNA transcription by RNA polymerase I; transcription initiation at RNA polymerase I promoter. The transcript has a single exon. Gene Ontology annotation, molecular function: RNA polymerase I general transcription initiation factor activity; rDNA binding.
AUGAGCAGUCCCUCCGAAACUUCCUCCUACAGACCUGACGAUUCCGACAACGACUCUGAUUUCGCUCCAUCAGCUCGAGGGCGCCAGAAGCAGCGCUCUACUUCGCUUGCUCAAGACUUCGAUAUCGAGUACUCGACAUCUCAGAAUCCAACACAACCUGAAAUCCAAACAGAGGAGCAAGAUGAAGACCCGCCGGAUUCCUCACAAAGUCGGUGGGAAAGGCUGGAUGUAUUAUUGCAACAUGUAAACAACAUCAGCCUGGAUCAUUACAUAAAAACCUUGGAAAAAUCACAGGUCGAUGUCCCCAUUGACACCGCGGACGCUUCUAAGCCGUUCUAUCGCGUCGCCCAGCAUGGUGCUGUGGUCUGGUCUCACAUAGAGAAAGAAACUAUGUUUAGAGCUCUCAACAAGAAGGGCAAACACGGGAUCGAGCAGAUCGCUGCUACUAUUGGAACAAAGUCAGUGCUCGAAGUAGCGGAUUACCUCAAAUUGCUUCAGCACAGCUUGGCGGAGCGACACCUUACUCCUCAACGACUCAGGACUAUUAUCAUGGGGGACAUCCCUGCUGCCGUCGAAGUCAGCAAGGAAUGCUGUGAUGAGCUGGACAAGUAUGCAGAAGCAGCGGUAUUGAGAGAAGACAUUGAUUUGGAAAAAAAGACCCGACUACUAUACGUCGACAAUGCGCUCAUUUCUGACUUUCAAGCAAAACAUCUUAAGUCAAUGGAGGUAAACACCCCUUUGCCAGGCAGUAUUCAUUUGGCUGCCAAUUUGUUGAACGUGCCAAAUUGGACCCAAACAUCUGGGUACUUCUUUAUGAAUUUUGGCGGCACGAGAGCUGAAGACUCUUGGCAAAAUCUUGUUCAAUCGAGAAGCGAGACACCUUGCAUAUAUGGCGAUGCACUUAUGGAUUUUUAUGCGCUUACCAUGUCAAUUACGCGACGCUUGGUUCAGUCGUCAAUAUUUUUUGCUCUGGCACGACUACGCGGCCUGGACAGAAUCGGCAGAACAAGAAAGCAGGAUAUUCGAAAAAGGGAUGUCAGAGCCGCCAUUGACGUGAUGAACAUGAAACAUAAUCGAGCCGGAUUUUUCAUCAACAUCGCCCGCCAGCAUCAAUUAGAGAUCGUGGAUGAUUCGAAUGAAACCGAUCCCCAGACUCUGAGUUACGAUGAGGCGGAGGAAGCUCUUCGGCCCCGAAAAUCAGCCCAUGACUCUGAAACCGACGUCGAAAACUCCGCAAGUGAAUCAGAGGAGAAAAUCGACAACUCUAACUCGGAGGCGACACAAUCCAAAUCACAACCAAAUAUAAACCCUGCCUCCUCUUCAGAGUCUCGCUCCCAGAAUCAACUGCUACCCAAAGUUCCAUGGAACACGAUACCCCUGGAUCCUGAAGAAGAGCAUGCAGAUCUCCUCGACCUGGAAAAUAGUCGGUGCGAGGAACUGAAGCUAUGGGAUCUGAUGGGAACCCCUGCGCCAUCUAAACUCAAUAACCGCAUUCCCGCGUCUUACCAUCCUCGCACACAGCGCAAGUCCAGAGACGAUCUAGCUGAUUGGCGCGAUCGUGUUCUCUACCGCAGUGAAUGGGAAGAAUAUGGUGAUGGCACACAGGAUCUUCAAGACGACUUAGCUGCCAACUCACGGAAAAGGCGCCUGUCUUCCCAUGAAGUGGAGACUGAAUCGGACAUCGAACGGCCAAGAAGAAGAAAGAGAACACGAAACAAAUCGCCAUCACGAUCACAGCCACGACCACAACCAAAUAUCCCAAGACCUAAAUCUGCUCGGUCUGUUCGUGAUAUUUCUUCUGAUGAAGAGGAGCUGGAAGGUUCUGAUAAGAAUGGGGAAAUGGGGGAUAUUGAUGUUGGUCAAGAGUCAAUUCAAAGAGAUGAGGAUAAUCAGGUUGAUGAGAACGAGGAUGAUCAUAAUCGCAUGGAUAUGGAUGACGAAUCAAGCCAUGCUCCAAGCUAUAUUGAUAUAAGUGAGACCUCGCCAUAG